Messenger RNA from Physella acuta, 940 nucleotides. RefSeq names its product nidogen-2-like. The record is from RefSeq and is a predicted model, not a curated record. Lineage: Eukaryota; Metazoa; Mollusca; Gastropoda; Physidae. Gene Ontology annotation, biological process: cell-matrix adhesion.
GAUGGAGAGAAUGCGCGCGUAUCUCAGUAAGGAUUACAAGAGGAUGUUAGCAAGUGGUUUCGUUUUCUUGUGCCUGUGUCACGUGAUAUGUUCAGUUCAGCCGUACGGCGCCGAUGCCGGGGACACUGCACUGGCGUCAGGGGAGUAUUUUAAUGUGCAGAGUUUUCCUAACUCGAUGCCAUUCUAUGGGAGCAGUUAUUCCACGUUUCAGAUUUAUGAAGAUGGCUUUGUGACUCUUGGAGACAGUACCAUCCGAGAUGUAUACGCCUUGAAGGAUAAAGUCGCUGAAUUCCCCGCAGUUGUCCCGUGGUUGUCAUUGAUGUCUAGCUCCGCUUCCAGUGGAUUAGGCAACGUUUAUUACAGACUGACCACAGAGGCAACCCAGCUGGAGAACAUCGCAACGUUGGCCAGGAGAUUCUCCCAGUUCUCUGACAACUUCCUGCCGACCUACGCGCUAGUGGUCACCUGGGACAAAGUGGGCUGUCUCUACGUCGAGGAUAACAAGCACAGGGUCAACACAUUUCAAAUGGUGCUCGCCACGGACGGAACUGUUACCAUAGCAACGUUUCAGUACCUGGAUAUACAGUGGCUGUACGACGAACCCGACUUCACGUACUACCUUGAUCCCGACUUCCACGACGAAGAACCUCUCAAGCUACAGAUUGGCUUCUACAAGGGAGGGGGUGCUGCAGGGUUCCUGCUACCCCAGUCAUUUUCGUGGACCUUGUGGAGCAUCGUCAAUGAUACGGACGUUGGCACGCCAGGCCUCUACGCAUUUAGACCAGACAUCCACGACAACAUUAACGUCAACAUCGACUCCAACAUCAAUACAAGCUUCAACAGACCAAUUAACAACACCAUCAUCAACAUCAACACCGGCAUCAACAUCAGCAGACCAAACAACAACAACAACAACAUCAUCAACACUAGUUUCAACUGA